AUGGGUGACGUGGCUGAUACAAGUGCUGUUAAAUGGGCAGUGGGGCGAAGUCCUCCCCCUCGCUCAUUCAACCAUCUCGUCCCUCCCCUCCUCAUACCCCCUAUCUUGCCUCCCCCCUCCUCAAGCCCCCCAUCUCGCCCCUCUCCCCCUCAUGCCUCCCAUCUCAUCCGCCCUUUGAUCUGCCCCCAUCAGCAUACCCACGAAUUCCUCUGCACGAGGACUGGGGACGGGAGUGGGCCCGCAGUGGGCAGUUUCCUGACAACAAUUGGGGUGGUGAGCGUGUCGUGUCCUGCACCUCACUCUAUCUCUGCUGGACCUGCAGCUCCUCCUGCUCGUGUUGGCACAUCUGCUGCUCGUGUUGGCUCAUCUCCUGCUCGUGUUGGCACAUCUGCUGCUCGUGUUGGCUCAUCUCCUGCUCGUGUUGGCCCAUCUGCUGCUGCACGCAGUAUGACUGAGUCCAAUGGUGCUGCGGCUGGCCGUGGUGCUGGCGCCUAUCUGACUCACCAUCCGCUCUCAGCCCUGCUGCACCACUUUUUCAGGUACAUGCUACUUCCUACCGUGUGCAACCCAGCUGGGCGUGCACCCACUGUCACUGCUCUGCACCACGAGGCAUGUUACCAGCAGAGCGACACCAUGUUUCCAGCUCCUCCUCUUCCUCCAGCAUUCGCCGACGCCGCGUACAAUCUCCUCCUCGCGUCGAUCUGCCGCCGCUGGCGUCGCCUGGCGCAGCGCCACGUGUCCACGCUCCUCGUCAAGAAGGACCGCGCCGUUUCCCGCGACGAUCUCGCCGCAGCGGUCGCGUGCUUCCCGCACCUCACGCACCUGCACCUCAGCGACGGCAGCGCACAGCCCAUCGACGACGCCUUCCUCGCCCACCUCCCGGCGUGCUGUCCGAAGCUGACGGCGUUCCACCUGGGGAGUUACAUCGUGCCGCAGGGGAGCGAGUACGACUCACCUGGAGAGUACGACCCGGCGGGGAAGGCCUUGGUCACGCCGGCCGGCUUCGACGCGUUCUUCCGCGGCUGCACGCAGCUGGAGCACCUCUCGCUGGGCUGCCUGCAUGCCAAUUUCGGGUUACCACCUUCGCUCUUCCAGCUCGCGCAUCUGCGGUCUCUCGCGGUCGCCGAUCUGUCGUCGAUAUUGACAACAGACGUCGAGAAGUUCACCUCUCUCACGGCGCUCGCGAUUAACACGGAGGUGUGGGACUUCCACGAUCUCGAGAACCUCGCGCUCCUGCCGCGCCUCGCGUCUCUCUCCAUAACGGAAGAAAUCUCUUCCUCCCAAGCCACCUCGCGCUCUCCUCCCUUCUCCUUCCCACGCCUACCGUCGCUCACGUCGCUGGAUCUAGGCUUUAGCCCCUGCCCACCGUUCGAUCGGAUGUUCCCUGCAGAGUCCCCGUGCAGCAUGAUCGAGCGGCUGUCGCUGUACCAAUGCGGCGAGCUUCACACCCUCCCGGACGACAUGGGCGAGCGCCUGCCGCGCCUGCGCGAGCUGAGCAUCACCAUGUGCAACGCUUUGCUAGAGCAGCCCGAUCAGGUCACCUCGCUCACAUCCCUGCGCUCCUUAAACCUCGCCGAGUGCGCGUUCCGCGGCCUUCCGGACCGCUUCGGCCACCUGCCUUGUCUCACGUCGCUCGUGCUGCACAAGCUGAACAUCCACUUCCCCGCCUCGUUCAGCCUCCUGCACUCCCUCGAGACUCUGGUCAUCACCGACUGCGCGACCCUAGCCGAGCUGCCUGCCGGGCUCGGCGCCCUCACAGCGCUCAAGCGCCUGUGCGUGGCGGAGUGCCCCUCCGUGGUUCUGCCAGGCGACGUGGGCCAGCUCACCAGCCUGCACACGCUCUUCCUCAAAUCCUGCACGGCGCCCCGUCUGCUGCCGCCCUCCUUCACGCAGCUGGCUUCACUCGCACGCCUGGAGCUCGGCCCUUGUAUCGGCACACCAGAUUCUAGCAUCUGA
Closterium sp. Naga37s-1 is the source of this 1956-nucleotide messenger RNA. NCBI's taxonomy places the organism in Eukaryota, Viridiplantae, Streptophyta, Zygnematophyceae, Desmidiales, Closteriaceae. The record is from the annotation of a GenBank genome assembly.